Photinus pyralis (common eastern firefly) is the source of this 3946-nucleotide messenger RNA. RefSeq names its product F-actin-monooxygenase MICAL2-like. Lineage: Eukaryota; Metazoa; Arthropoda; Insecta; Coleoptera; Lampyridae. Gene Ontology annotation, molecular function: protein binding; FAD binding. Bases 588 to 3560 code for a protein of 990 amino acids. The transcript is spliced from 9 exons. The record is from RefSeq and is a predicted model, not a curated record.
CUACGAAGUCACGAUAAAUCACAGAGUUGUAUAUAAGUAAAUAGAGAGCAUAUAAGUAAAAUACAACUCUGUGCGAUAAAUACGCAUCAAGUGCAAUGCAUUACUCCCUCCAAAUUUCAAAUAUAUCGACCAAUGAAAACACAACACUGUUCGCGAAUAAAAACACAGAUUCCUGUUUUAUUGUUGGCAAUUGUUGACACAGACUGAGCGACGUGCUGUGCAAUGGCGUGAAGUAGCUGGAAUCGUGCGCUGUCAAACUCAUUUAAAAAUCGUGUGCAUUUUCGUCGUUUUCGUGAAUGAAUUCCGUGCUCGACGGUCUGGUUAUCGACUAGUAAAGUUCGCGCUUCACAAAACGCCGAAUAACGAAAUUCCUCGAGUUCCUAAACAAAAGCAAUUUGAAGGUUAAUUUUAUUAAUCGUUUUGUUAAUUACUAUCAAGCCAACAAUAAUUAAAGUAACUUUAAAUUCACCCUGUGACUGUGAGUAGACUCGAAUUUGUUUUCUGUUAAGUGUGUGGCGAAUUUUAAUAUCAGGACCUCCACAAAUGAACAACUUUUAAAGUGAUGGUUCACAGCACUAGGAACAAGGAUGGAACGCUUUAACAAGAGCUUAACAAAAGGCCGUCCAAUAUCUACAGUCGAUGCGGCGAAGGCGAACGAUGCAUUCGACCACUUCAUUAACGCAGGCACCUUAAAGUCAGUAUUCGGAUGUUACCGAAACAUUUGCGAACUUUUGCAUCUCAAGCCGAACGUUUUUCCGCAAUUUUAUCCUAAAUUAAAAGACAACUUAACGUCUUGGAAGGCAAAAGCGCUAUGGAAGAAAUUUGACGCGCGCGCUAGUCACAAAUGUUACGCAAGAGGGAAAAUAUGCCCGAACACCAGGGUGCUUAUUAUAGGAGCCGGCCCUUGCGGAUUGCGUACGGCCAUCGAGGCGCAACUGUUGGGCGCCAAAGUGGUCGUGGUGGAAAAGCGAGAUCGUAUGUCGCGCAACAACGUCCUUCAUCUUUGGCCCUUUGUGAUUGAAGAUUUGCGCGCAUUAGGCGCCAAAAAGUUUUUUGGUAAAUUUUGCGCCGGUGCCAUCGAUCAUAUCAGUAUUAGGCAGCUACAGUGCAUUCUUCUCAAGGUGGCGCUACUUCUCGGAGUCGAAGUGCACACGGAAGUCAGCUUCGAAAAACUUGUGGAACCGAAUAGUAGCGAAAAGAUCGGAUGGCGCGCGGAAUUCAAACCGGUCGAGCACCCCGUCUCCCAGUACGAGUUCGACGUAAUUGUAGGGGCGGACGGUAAACGAAACACAUUACAGGGCUUUAAACGGAAAGAAUUCAGGGGAAAACUAGCCAUUGCGAUUACGGCGAAUUUUAUUAACAAACGCACCGAGGCCGAAGCACGCGUGGAAGAAAUUAGCGGGGUCGCUUUUAUAUUUAAUCAAAAGUUUUUUAAGGAACUGAAUGCGGAGACUGGAAUUGAUUUAGAGAAUAUUGUUUAUUAUAAGGACGACACUCAUUAUUUUGUGAUGACCGCGAAGAAACUAAGUCUGAUCGAAAAAGGGGUCAUUCUUCAGGAUUAUCCCGAUACCGCCCGCUUGCUGUCUCCAGAAAACGUCGAUAGGGAUAAUUUAAUGGAGUACGCCAGGGAGGCCGCCGAAUUUAGUACAAAUUAUCAAAUGCCCGAUUUGGAAUUCGCCGUUAAUCAUUACGGACAACCCGAUGUGGCCAUGUUUGAUUUUACAUCAAUGUAUGCAGCCGAAAAUGCUUCAAAAGUUAUCGAAAGGCAUGGAUAUAAGCUGUUUAUGAUUUUAGUUGGCGAUAGUUUACUUGAGCCCUUUUGGCCCACCGGCUCAGGAUGUGCCCGUGGGUUUUUAUCGUCCUUGGACGCUUGCUGGGCUAUAAAAGGAUGGGGUAGCGGACUAUCCACUCCGUUAGAAGUACUAGCUGAAAGAGAAUCCAUAUAUAGGUUACUUGCUCAAACUACACCAGAAAAUUUAAAUAAAGACUGCAAAGCAUACACUGUCGAUCCUAGCACGCGCUAUCCAAAUCUUAAUAAGUCUGCUCUCCUUCCACAACAAGUACUAACGCUGUAUGACACUGACGAUCCAAACACCAUCGAGUUAACGUCUAGGGCGGCACAACCGUUUAUAAACGAACUUCACAGAAAACGAAGAAAGCGAGACCUACAUCUCGACGCAAAUACACUCAUUGGUUGGAUUAAAGAACAAAUAAAGGACUACGACGACCUAUUAGUGGAAGACCUCACGAACUCGUUUAGGGAUGGCAGAGUCUUGUGUGCGAUACUACACCAUUAUCGACCGGAUUUACUCGAUUACGGCGCGAUAAAGUCGGAGGACGUCGCGAAGAACAAUCAGUUGGCGUUCGAUCUGCUCGAAAAGGAGAUAGGAAUAUCGCCGAUCAUGACUGGCGAGGAGAUGGCCAAGCUGGAAACGCCUGAUUAUCUGACGAUGUUCUCAUAUUUGACACAAAUAUAUGACACAUUUAGGGGUGAAAUACCUCACAUCAAACAUCCUAAAUUGAUCUCACUGUUACCGUCCUGCUCUUCAACACCUUCCUUACCCUUUUCCCCAAAUGCAGCUGUGUUUAGUGAAAAGCGUCAUUGCAAAUCAUCAAAGAUAAAAAUAGCAAAGAACCUACGAAAACAAAGAGCAAAAUUAUGCUCUAAGAAAAGAUUAAAGUUGACAAACCCUUCGCAUUCUACUUGUAAGCAACAGACAGAAAAUUUAAAUUGUGUAACAUGCUAUGAUGAGAAUUUCCAAGAAAUUUGUACAAUUAAGAAUUCCCGCAACAAUAAGAAAGGGGCGAAAAAAAAGAAAAAAGUGGCCAAAAACAUUGUGUUGCGUCAUUUAGAAGAGAGUCCCAGAAUGACAACGUUACAGGAGUUGACAUUACGAGUUUCGUCAAAUAAUCUUCAUAUCUCCGUCCAACCUCCGGUUAUAAACAGGAAACGGUGCUCUGGCGAAUUAAUCGAAAACAAGACAGUGUGUGACACUGAAUUGUGUCACUUUUUGAAGGGAUACUCCACAUUAAAAUUUUUGUAUGCUGGCAAGAUGAAUGAUUCAGUUUCUCCCAUGUUGGAUACUGAACAUAAGGUCAUUGAUUGGAUAAAUGCAACUACAUUUGAAAAUCGCGUAAAGAUUCCACACAAUGAGGUACAAGAGACUAAGACUGUGCUUGACGAAACGGAAAUUCAAAGUGAAAUAGAGUCACCGCUCAUUGAGAGCAUGAUGCACUCCAUCAGCGACGUAAACAUUUCCAAUAUUGUACAAGGAAACUGUGCUCCACACCAAGUUAUUACGGAAAUAUGGGAAAAGGUUUCUACAAUGCUUGAAACCGAUAAAAUAGAUUUAUCGGAAGUUAAAGAGAAUAUAAGAGAAAAGACGAUACCGACUAUCACCGCCCGCAUUAACGAUGGCUUCGCAAGUCGGUUUAACAUUGGCAGAUCGAAACGUCACGCGGAAAUGUCAUCGAGCAAACCAGCGACGACAGAAAGGAAAAAUAAGAAGAGAAGGUCGUUUGAGAAGUACGACAUGAGUGUGGUAAGUAACUUUGGUUAAUCGUAUAGUUGGGUGUGGGGUAGGUCUGUUUCCAUAAUUUAUCCUUUCCUAUAUUUCCUUGCACAAAGUUGUUCAAAUAGAUAUCUUCUGUCUAAUUCUUCUAAACUUUAUUUUCGUGUUUUAUCAUAACGCUCACUUCCUAGUGUGCCAUAUAGCAAUCCGAACAGAAUAUCAAUCAGUUUACAUCCCUUGUUGAUACCCUGGGCAUACUUAAUUUCACUUUCAGAUAUGGAUUUUUGAAUAUAUUUCAAUUUUCACAUAGGACUCUUUGAAUGUGUCAGUUUUGACAGGAGUCUGAUUUUGACAGGAGGCAGGAAAAGUGUUUCUGCCACUACCAUGGAAACUAAAAUUUUCUGGCGUAAAGUAGGCGUGAAAAUGAAGGUUUU